This is a messenger RNA of Dicrocoelium dendriticum, 1868 nucleotides long. The record is from the annotation of a GenBank genome assembly. Lineage: Eukaryota; Metazoa; Platyhelminthes; Trematoda; Plagiorchiida; Dicrocoeliidae.
UGCAGUCCAUCGGGACUACCACACUACUCAUUCGGGACACUUCGUAGGACAGUUUAUCUGAAGAAUGAAGAACAGGGCAGAAGGAGUCGUUUCACGCAUCAUUAGUGAAGUGAUUCAGGAGUGCUCAUCCAGGGGUGAAGAUGUCUCGGAAACUGUUGCUGCUUACAUGGUGCCAAUGCAUUAGUGACUGUUUGAACAAAAUUACUUCAUAGGUGAAAGCCGUCGUGCUUGACCCCGAUUCCGGAUUUCUUCCGGACAAACCGCUAAAGAAGGAAGAUGUACACAGAUUAAUUAAGUUGUGUGCUAAUAGGCUGAUGGAUAAAGAGCACCCUACUGUGGAUACCAUAAAAAUGCAGGUCGCUUUCGAGCUGAAUCACGUAACAAAGAACGAGUUUCUGGAAGAACACCACCGAGUAAUGCAAACCCGACUUGAACCGGUGACACAAGAGGCUAUAGAGGCCCGGGGAAGAACGCGUGACGAACUUCAAGAUGUGUAUCGUCGGAUCAUUUCAGCAGUCCUACUACAGUCUGGACUUGGGUCACCAACAAACAUAGAAGUAGUUCGUGAGACAACAGCUGCGCUUCAGAGCAUUUUUCCGCAAUCAGAUUUGGGUACCUUUUUGGCCUUGAAUGCGAGCCAGAAACGCAAUCAAAUAUCGGAGUUCACAGGAAUAGUGAUCGGGAUUCGUCUAUUCAACAAGGACUCUGGUAGAGGAGGCGCCGGAAUUGACGACCUUCCAUACCUUCUAGCACAAGGAAUUCCAAUGACUUUGAACACCUUACAAGAUGAGUUGAAGACAGCGAAGGAGUUAGCGGCCGUUUAUGCAAGUUUAUUUCUCAAAAUUUGUGCCAUUGAUCCGACCCCGGGAUCUCUCAGUUCAUCCAACAUAACUGCUGCUGCAGCUGAGAGCAUGGGCAUCACACCAGAGUUGUUACGCAUCGCAGUGGUGAACGCUCGACAAUAUGAGACUUUCUUGUUAGUACUGGAACGGGAUUUAAUCGAGAUGACCGCGAAUGUGGAGCGACUCUGCAACAAUUUCAAUGCGCGCAUGAAAGAGCUGCACGAGUUGAUACGCGAUCGUCAAUCCGUACCCAGCAUGGAUGUGUAUCCCGGAUUCAUGGAACUGUCCCGUAUCUGGGGGGAUUUGCAAGAUGCAAUGGUCAUGCUGUCCGCGCUCACCACUACACUGAGCACCAUCCAGUCACUCUUUGUCGGACGGCGCCUCAAAUGGCAACGAGAGAAGCUACUUGGACUUAUUUCCGAUUCCGAGGUCAUCUAUGAUGAUCGAAUCAAAAAACAUGGACCCAUCUCCGAGGCGGAGCAAGGGAAUUUCACAUGGAUAUUUCCAGAUCCGCAAACAGACAUAAGCAAGCUGAACAUUGAGUUCAAUGGUUUUUGUGCGUGGUCCUUAAUCAAAUACCAAGGCCUGCUGGUUCGUCCGGAUCUCUCUUUGGGUUGCUUAUUCAUCCCAUCGGAAAAUCGAAUGUAUGCUUUCAGCUCCGCGGAGGCAGUACAAGAUUUUGUCCUCGCCAUGGAUCGUAUGUUGAGCGCACUCCCUGAAAUAAUGAGACGCUUACCGGAGUUAAUUCAAUUCCUCAAAAUCGGACAAAGUAAUUCCAAAACAGUCUCGGGAUCACGGGAUGCUUCGUUUAUUGAGAAACCCUACGGACAAGUGGACGCUGAGAUGCAAACCGAGGUUCAUCCUAUCGAGAGCUACAUUGACACAAAUUACGAAUGGAAUGAGUGGGAAUUACGAAAGAAGGCAUUGAAACUAGCGAAUUUGAGGAGAAAAGCAACACGUUCAGUUCAGACAAUUCUCAGUAACUGGAGGCGGGAUAAUGCAACACAGGUGUAUCUUCUCAAGUGA